Messenger RNA from Melitaea cinxia (Glanville fritillary), 839 nucleotides. RefSeq names its product protein FAM166B-like. The coding region runs from base 93 to 839 and encodes 248 amino acids. Lineage: Eukaryota; Metazoa; Arthropoda; Insecta; Lepidoptera; Nymphalidae. The record is from RefSeq and is a predicted model, not a curated record. The transcript is spliced from 5 exons.
GUCUCGACAAACGUCUCUUAGCGGUUAAACGCCGCGAAGUCCGCUAUGUUUUGUUUACGGAAAUAAAACAAAAACAAAAGUUUUUUUGAAAAAUGUGGGUAGAUGUUAGUGGUCGCGAAAGACAAAGUUACAUGUCCCAAGCGAAUGGUUCUUUUAUUCCUGGAUACACAGGUCAUUGUCCCCUGCUGAAGUUUCGCUACGGAAAGUGCUACGGCGACAACACGCGACAGAUUCUCAAAGAAAUACGUUCCAAAGGAUUGUUUAAUAAGCCUAUGCAAUAUCGUCCUGGCGACAACUACGAACUAGACAAUAUGCCGCGACGCGACACGCCUAAUCGAGAAUACAGCAGGCACAGACAGCCUGCCUAUAUGACUGGCUACACUGGAUACGUACCGGGAAUGCAUUUCACAUAUGGAAAAUCUUACGGUCGAGCGGCAGACGAUUGCAUGGCAGACUUCACCGAAAACCAACGCGACAUGCGACGCAAAGCAGACUUGAACCGGAGUUUCAUUCGAUCGAGAAGCGCUCCCAAAAUGGAAACCGUGCAUUCGAGAGACGAGAUUCGACGAGAUCUUAACAGAUUCAUAGAGAUUAACAAAUAUAAAGAUAACACAAUAUCACCAGAAUUCCCUCCAAUAGCGGGUUACACUGGUCAUAUUCCACGUAUAAAGGGCUCAGAGGCCUCACUCAGUCAACGUUACCACUGCGCUGCGAAACGUGGCUUAGAACUAAUUAAGAUGGAGAGAGACAAAAUGAAACAACUACAAAACGCUGACGCAAACAUCAAAUCGAUCUUAAAAGACAACGAAAAGAAAUAUUCGUAUUGGAACUGGGGAUAG